AUCCACUGUUCCAGUCAAAGAGAGAGCUAGGCGCUAGCAACGUACGUACCCAGAACUGAUAGCAGAUCGCCAGAUCCUAAUUCCAUGGCAAAUUCUAAGCUGCAAGCGCUGUGGAACCACCCCGCCGGCCCAAAAACUAUUCAUUUCUGGGCUCCAACUUUCAAAUGGGGAAUAACCAUUGCAAAUAUUCUCGACUCCUCUAAACCACCUGAGCAAGUUUCCUAUGCUCAACAAGCAGAUUCUCAACUCUCAAGCUCGACUUUAUGGUCACACUGAUAGAAAAUUGUUGUUAGUUACAGCGAUUAUGGGCAGUGGACUUAUAUGGACAAGAUGGGGCACAGUAAUUACCCCAAAGAACUGGAAUCUAGUCAGCGUCAAUUUUGGGAUGGCUGUCACUUCCAUGUUUCAACUUGCACGUAAAACUCAGCAUGACUACUUAUCUUCCAAUGACCAACAAGGCGAACAAGCUGCUUCAGAGAGCAUUGAAGACCAAUAAUAUCAAUUUACCUUUACUUAUUAUAUGCUGUAACCUGCACCUCUAGCAAUUGGGAAUCGAAUAGAACAUGAUUGGUGUUUAUUUAGAUUUACCAAAACAUCUGAGAAAACCUUAAUUAGCAUAAUAUAUAGAUGUAUAAUGUAUGUAUGCAAAGCUGUCCAAAAUAAUUUAGCACACCAAUUAAAGCAAA
Molecule: messenger RNA, 686 nt
Organism: Rosa chinensis
Lineage: Eukaryota; Viridiplantae; Streptophyta; Magnoliopsida; Rosales; Rosaceae
Product: mitochondrial pyruvate carrier 3
Exons: 5
Coding region: 224-496 (90 amino acids)
Biological process (GO): pyruvate import into mitochondria
Cellular component (GO): mitochondrial inner membrane
Source: RefSeq, a predicted model, not a curated record